Messenger RNA from Fragaria vesca subsp. vesca, 660 nucleotides. Its product is annotated as wound-induced protein 1-like. The transcript has 2 exons. NCBI's taxonomy places the organism in Eukaryota, Viridiplantae, Streptophyta, Magnoliopsida, Rosales, Rosaceae. The coding region runs from base 1 to 600 and encodes 199 amino acids. The record is from RefSeq and is a predicted model, not a curated record.
AUGUACGAGGUGUAUAAUACGAGCAAAAUCUACAACCAUAUCCAGCUUCCACAUUCAAAGCCACCAUUCCCAGAACACAAAGCUAGCCUUCAACAACUCAGAGUUCCAGAACUGGCAAACCCUAAAGAAUGUGGCCUUGGGGGAGAAGCAAAUGGAGACGUAGAGUCUCGCAACAAGAGAGCCGUCAAGUCUCUCUACGACGCCUUCAACUCCAAAGACGUUGACGUAGUUCACCUCCUCCUCGCGCCCUACCUAGAGUGGUGGUUCCACGGCCCCCCAACUCACCAGCAUUUGAACCGCCUCCUCACCGGCGCACCGCCCUACGACUCGUCGUUUAAAUUCGCUCCGCUGUCGAUUGUUGCGUUCGGAUCAAUGGUGGUGGCUGAGGGAUACGACGAGGGUCGUUCAGUGUCGUGGGUGCAUGCGUGGACUGUCACUGAUGGGAUAAUUACCCAGGUGAGGGAGUACUACAACACGUCGGUCACUGUUACCAGGUUAUAUUCACCGGAAAUCACAUCGCCGUCGGGUAGUUGCCAGAAUGUUUGGGAGAGUAAGCUCUCUGAUAAUAAGUCUGUACCUGGCCUCGUAUUGGCUCUAUAGCUAGCUAGUAGUUGAUGCUAGCCGUUUCUAAUUAAUAAAUUAAACUCUUAUGAUAACAAA